Bursaphelenchus xylophilus (pine wood nematode) is the source of this 525-nucleotide messenger RNA. The record is from the annotation of a GenBank genome assembly. Lineage: Eukaryota; Metazoa; Nematoda; Chromadorea; Rhabditida; Aphelenchoididae.
AUGCUCCCUCUCCGUCUGAUUGGUACGGUCGUCAGAGGGGCUGGCCGAGGUGGAAAACAAUUAAACUGCCCGACAGGUAACUGAUUGCUGAAAAUCCGAGUUCUUGUUUUUAGCCAAUCUUGAUGAGACUACUGUUAAAUCUAUUCCGGAUGGAAUCACCAGUGGUGUCUAUGCAGGUGUUGCUUGUGUUGAUUCCGACUUCUAUAGACCUAUGGUGAUGAGCAUAGGGUAUAAUAUUCAGUUUGAACAGAAGCAAAAGACUGCGGAAGUUCACCUUCUUCAUGACUUCGAGAAAGAUUUUUAUAACUCUAGGUUGGAGGUAAUUGUUCUUAAAUUUAUGAGGCCAAUGGAGACUUAUAAAUCUCUUGGUGAGUUUAUGCCCGUCUUUAGUAUACAUAUUAUUAUCUAGAGGAUCUAAAAUUGGCGAUUGAACAGGAUAAGCGGAGCACGUUGGACUAUUUAAAGAGCAAUAAAGAGUCUAUAUGUGAGAUUACCAAAACAUACGAUAGAAAAAUUGAGUGGUAA